Messenger RNA from Plasmodium gallinaceum, 10077 nucleotides. RefSeq names its product ubiquitin transferase, putative. NCBI's taxonomy places the organism in Eukaryota, Apicomplexa, Aconoidasida, Haemosporida, Plasmodiidae. Gene Ontology annotation, biological process: proteasome-mediated ubiquitin-dependent protein catabolic process; protein polyubiquitination. The transcript has 8 exons. The record is from RefSeq and is a predicted model, not a curated record. Gene Ontology annotation, molecular function: ubiquitin protein ligase activity. The coding region runs from base 1 to 10077 and encodes 3358 amino acids.
AUGAAAAAAUAUUUGGUUUUUGAGAAUUCCCAAUACUCCUAUAUUAUUAACAGUAUCAAAAAUGGAAAUGAAUCAGAAAUGCUAGCUGGUUUGAAUGAUUUUUAUGAACAAUUAAAUUUAUCAGCUGAUGGAGGUUUAAGCAAUUCUAACUUGGAAGAAUAUAUUAAUGUUUUGAUUCAUGUUAUAAAAAAUCCACAUAUAAGCUAUAAUAGCGUAUAUGGAAAGAGUGAUAAUAAUAAAAAGAUAUCAAAAAGUUCAUUAAAUGAUAAAAAAGUAUCUUCUGAUAAAAUAAAUGAAGUAGUAGGUGGUGGUAUUAAUAGCUUUUUCAAAAUAAUUCAAGAACACAUAGGUGUAUAUGCUUCUGAUUUUGAUAAUAAUGAUAGUGAUUCAGAUUACAGUGAUAAUAAAAAAAAAAAAAAAAAAAAAAAAAAAAAAGAUACAGAAAAAAAUAAAAACAGUAAUGACAAAGAAAGAAAAAAAUUUGAAAUUUUUAAUACUAAAGAUGAAGAAAAAGACAAAGAAAAAGGUAGUAUCAAAAAAGAAGUUAUAAUAGAAUCAGAUGAAGAAAGUAGUGAAUUGGAUACAUAUUCUGAUCAGUCUAGUAGUUCAAGUGUGACAAGCGAAUGUAGCAUAGAAUCAAACAAUGAAAAAUUAUUUCUUAACGAUGCAAAUCCUAUAGAUGUAAAAUAUAUUAAUAUUAUUUAUACUGCAACAUGUUGUAUAUAUACCAUUUUAGAUAUAUAUCCCAAUUCUAUAAAAUACUUAAUUAAUAAUAAAGAUGGAGUAUAUAUAUUAAAUAGAAAGUUAAAUGAUAUUGAAUAUAUUGAUGUAGCCGAAGUUAUCCUGAAAAUUUUUGAAAAAUUAGUAGAAAAAGAUCCUAUGUUUAUAUUAAAAAAAAAAAGUAUUAAAUAUAUGUUAAUGCAUAUCGACUUUUAUAACGUUAAUAUUCAAAAAAAAAUAUUUUUUUGUAUUAUUCAAAUGAUUAAUAAUAUAACCAAAUAUAAACAUAUAACCAAGUAUAUUACACCAUAUUGUAGCAUAUUUGUUAACUUUUUUCAUUUUCAUUACAUUCACAUAUUAAAUAUUAUAUGCACUUUAUGGAGAUCAUUACUUGAUAAAAUGAUCACGUUACGAUUAGAAGAUGAAAACAAAUUAAGAAAAAAAGAAAAACAUCUUUCAAAAAAGACUACAAAAGAAGCAUCAUAUUUAAGUAAAUUAAUUGAUAAAAAGGAAAAAAAAAAGAAAAUAGAAAGUAGCAAUUUAACUGAAGAGAAUAAAAAGAAGAUUGAUGCUUCAUAUAAAAUUGAAGAGGAAAAAAAUAUAAAGGAUCAAAAGAAUAAAAAAACCAAAGUAGAACAUGAAGAAGAGGAAGUUAUUGAAAUAUCAGAUGAAGAGUAUACUAACGAUUUACAUUAUAAAAAAAGUAUAAAUCUCAUAGAUGAGCAAGAUAAUAAAAAAAUAAAUAAAGAGCAAAAAAAAAAAAAAGAAAAUUCAAAUAAGAAAAAUAAAAAAAAAACAAAAAAUUUUACAAAAGAUGAAGAAGAAAAAAAAGAAAAUAGUGAUGAAGAAAUAAUAAAAAUAAGAAAAGAUAGUAGUGGUUGUGAUUAUGAUAAAAUAAAUAAUAGUAGUAGUACAAAAAAAAAUAAUUUAAGUGAAAAUAAUAAAAAAAGUAUUAAAAACGAGCAAAGUGACAUAGAUAACUUAAAUGCAUACGAUAAAGAUAAUUCACAUAUAAUUAGUAAAAGUAAUAAUUCAAAUGAAAAUAUUAAUAUACUUACUUCUUUUUUAAAAAGUACGAUUGAUGAUUUAAAAGGUGAUUUUGUCUACAAAGAUUCAGUUUGCAAUGGAAAAGAGUCAAAUUAUUUUGUUUUAGAAAAUAAGAAAGCUUUAAAAGAUAAAAAUAAUAAUAGUAAUUCAAUAAAUUCUAAAGAAAAUAAUUUGUGGGAUAUUAGUAAUUAUGAAGAAACUUGCAAGGAUGGUAACAAAAUGAGAGAAAAUUAUAGUAGUAGUAAUUAUUAUAAUAAAUUAUUAUUAAACAUGAUUAAUUUAAACAAUAAUGAUAAUACAUACUUUAAAUUAAGUUCAGAAAUAGAAAGUGUUUAUAAUAUUAAUAUAAGGAACAAUAUUAUUAAGUUAUUAAUUGAAUGUCAAAUUGAAGAUAAUUUAUAUGCUUUUAUGGAAACUUUUUAUAUAAUAUCUAUAUUUGUACAUUAUAGUAAUAAUAUACUUGAAAAUUUUUGUAAUAGUGAUUUUUUAAAUAAGUUUAAUGAAUUUUUUCAAAAUAAGAAAUUUCAGAAUAAUAGUUUUUUAAUUAUAUAUAUCUUAUUUACAUUAUAUUCCUUUCUUCCCAUAUGUACAUAUGAUGGAUUACUAAUUUAUGAAUAUGAAAAAAAAAAAAAUAUAAAUGAUAAUAUAUUCAUAGAAAAUGUAAAUUUUGAUAAAGAUAAAAAUAUUGACAUAGAUAAAGAAAAGGAUAAAAAUACAGAUAAUGCAAAUUCAAAAAAAAAAAAUUUAUAUCCUUUUUUUAAUUAUGAAAAAUGUGGUUAUAUAAUAUAUAAGUUUCCUAUUGAUGUUAAAAAGCAUAAGUUAGAAUUUUAUAAAAAUAAUUUUAAUUAUUUAAUGACUCUUAUAAAAAUAAUUAUACCAAAUAUAUAUAGUAUAUAUGAAGGUGCUUUAUAUUUUGAUAUUAAAUAUUUGUGCAUAGUUAUUUCUUUAUCACUUUUUAUUUCAUUAUAUAAAAUAUCUUUUUUUUAUUACAACAAUUCAGAUUUUGUUGAAUGUAUAGAUUAUAUUUUUUCUUUUUAUAAAGAGUUAUAUUCUUUUAUAAAAAGUAUUAUUUCUAAUAAUUUAUCAGAAUCGUCUGUUAUAAGUGGGAUUAUUUUAUGCAAAAUUAUUGAACAUUUUAACAUGUUAAUAUGUAAAGAACCAAUUUUUUCAUCUAUAAAUAAAAAAAUAAAUAAAAAUAAUAAUUAUAUUGUUAAUUUCUACACAUCUAACAAAAUAGGAAAUUCUCUUAAUGAUAUAAGUACGCUAAAUAAUUUUGAAGAACCAUAUUUAUUUGUAUUAACAAGUAUUAUAAAUAAGAUUUUACUAAAAAAAAAGGAAGAAAUAUAUGAACUUGAAAAGAAUGAAUGUAUUUGUACAAAUAAGAAAAUAUAUAAUAUUAUAUUUCUCUACUUUUAUGAUAUAUUUAAUGCUAAGAGUUCAUAUAAUUGUGAAAAUAACUUUUUAUUUUUUCAUCAUGAUAGAGAAAUGAAAAAUGUUGCAUUAGAAUUUACAACAUUAUUUUUAAAUUAUGAAAAUUAUAAUGAUUGCAAAAAAGAACAUUCAUCUUCAUACACAAUAUGUAACUUAAUUGUAGAUGAAACUACAUGUUAUAAUAACAUAGUUUUAUGUUAUUAUUAUUUGAUUAAUUUAUUUUAUAAUUUAUCCUUAAUGAAUGAAAAUUCUUCAAUAUACUUUUAUCAGUAUAACAUAGCAAAGCGUUUAUAUUUCUUUUUAUUUCAAAAACUAUUUCAUUGUGAUUCAGGAGAAAAAGAAGAAAAAAACAAAAAAGAUUUUAAUUUUGCUUUUGAUUUAACGAAAGAAAAAAAUAAAAAAAAUAUUUUUAAUUUAUUAAAGAGCAUUGAUAGAAAUAUUCGUUUAUACAUUUUUUUAUAUGCAUUAUUAUUUACCAAUGAUAAUAAGAAGGAAGAAUUAGUAAAUAAUUUAUUUUUAAAUAGUAUAAAAGCACUGUAUAAUAUAUUUUGUAAUAUAUUAAAAAAGAAUGUUGAAGAUAUUGAUGAAAAUGAAUUUAAAAAAAUAGAAUCUUUAGUAAUUGAAAUUUUUGAUUCUUAUCAUUACUAUUUAAUUAUGAAUAAUCUUUCAUUCAAUAAUUGUUUGUUACUUAUAAAUUUAACGAAAGAAUGUCUAAAUAUAUAUGAUAAUUUACCUAUAUAUUUUUUUAGAGAAAAUAAUGAUAUAGAACAAGAUCAAGGAAGAGAAGAUAAUAUAUUAGGAUGGAUGAAGAGUUAUGAUGAUUUUCCUUCAUUAAAAAAUAACUCCUUUUUUAAUUUGAAAAGUAAAAAAAGCUAUGAUACAAUUGUAAAAAAUGUAAAACAAAAAAAAAAAAAAGGAAAAGAAGAUUCUAAUAGUAAAGAAUGUCCUAUUGAAAAUACUGUAGAAAAAAAAAUAAAUAGCAGUGAAAAUAAUGAAAAAAAUGAAUUAAAAAAAAAUAAAAGUUUAAAAAAAGGACAUGAAGCAGAAAAAGAAAAUAUUAAAAACAAAACAGAAGAUAGUAUAGCAAAAGAAAAAGAAGAGAGGGUAUUAAAAGACAAAGGAAAAGAAGAUGUAGAAAAAGGAAAGAUAAAAGAAAAAGAAGUAGAAAUAAUAAAGGAAACAAAAGAAGUAAGCAAAGAAAAGGAAAAAUAUAAUUCAAUUCCAUACACUAAAUUAAAUAAAGAGAAGAAAAAGGUUUUAAAAAUUAAUAACAAAAAAGAAUAUAAUUUUCAUGAUUAUUUUAAUUCAAGUAAUUAUAAAAAUGACUUUGAUUAUAUACAAAAAGAUUCUUUUUAUGAUUAUAUAUUUAAUGAUAGCAAUAUCAGGAAUAACAAAAAAAAAAAUAAAAGUAUAUAUAAUAAUUAUAAUUGCCAUUUUCCAAUACAUUUAAGAAGAAACGGUCUUUAUAUAGAUAAUAUUUCUGUUUUUAAUUCUUUAAAUAAAGGAAUACCAAUUUCACUAUGUGCAGAACAAAUAAAAAGUGAUAAAAAUGAAGAAGAAAAAUUAGAGAAAGAAAUAAAUUAUUUAGAUGAUAAAAAAAGUAGUAAUAACAAAGAAGAAUUAUAUAUUCCAUCUAAAAUUAAUAAGACAAAUUAUAAAAAAUCAACUGAUAAUACUAUUUUAUUAAAUAAGAUAUCUAAAAAUUUAACAUUUAAAAAUGCAUUAUCAGGAGAAAAUAUUUAUGCAAAUGAUCAUUUUAUUAGAAAUAUUAUUGACAGAAGAAGAAAUUUACAAGGAUCUUUCAAUAUAUUUGAAUCAUUUAAUAAAAUAGAAAAUUUUAUAAGAAAAAAUAUAAACAAGAAUAAUAAAAACUUUUAUUCAAAGUAUGAUUCAAAAAGUGAAGAUUUAAUUAUUUUAUCUAUUAAUGGAAUAGAUGUUCAUAGUGAUUCAUGUUUAUCUGAGUAUUUAAUAAAAUUAGAUAAUGUAUAUUAUAUCAACAAAAAUUCCUUAUGUUUAACAGAAGAAAAUAUAUUUUAUAAUAUGGAAAAUUUUUAUGUUUAUAACGAUGUUGUUGAAAAUUUUGAAACGAAUUAUUAUAACUUAAAAAAUAAGAUAAAAUAUCUAUGGGACAGUAGUAAUAAUUCUCACAAUAUAAAUUACAAAAUUAUAAAAAAAAGAAAAAAUGAUGAACGAUGCUCAGACGUAAUAGAUGAUGAAAUAAAUAAUAAAAACAAUUUGUUUGUUACUUUAAAAAAAAAAAAAACUACAACUGAUUACAAUGAGGAAAAAAAAUAUUGUGAAAGAAAUGAAAAUGAAAAGGAUAUUUACACUUAUGUUGAUGUUAAUACCUAUAAAAAAAUAAAGAGUAGUAUAGAUACGCCAUUAUACUGUAAAGUUAUUAAUGAGAAAUAUAAUUUUUAUAAUAUUUCUUUCGAUUUAGUAGAAUAUUUAUAUAAUUCCAAUUCACAUGAUGAUAUAAAUAAUCAAUAUGAUGAAAAAAAGGAUAAGAUAAGUUUUUAUAAUUCUUUGAAAACUAAUAUAAAUGAUGAUAAAAUGCAAAAGGGAGAAAUAAAUUAUUGUGAAACAGAUCAUCUUCUUUAUAAAUAUAACUCAAGCAAAGAGGAUGAAGAAUCAAUAUUAUGCUAUAAAUCAGAAGAGGAAAAAUCAUCAUGUUUAAUAGAUUACUUAAAAAAUAGAUAUAAAAAUAAAAAAAUAGAAUUUUCAUUUUCACAUUGUAAUUUUGUAGAAAAUGAUUCUAUAUAUUUAUCAAAUUAUUUGAAAAAAGAAAUGACAAAAGCAACGGAGCUUAUAUUUUUUGAUGAUCAUUAUAUCAAUAAAGAUAUUAUGCUAAGUACACAUUUACAUAAUAUUAAUUUUUUAAUGCAUAAAGGAAAAGGUAAUAUUUUAAAAAGAAAAAAUUGUGUUGAUCAAAUUGAAGUAACUAGAAAAAAAGAGAAAUGUUUAUUUGAAAAAUAUAAGAAAGAAAAUUUCUUUAAAAUUGAAGAUAAUAAAGAAAUAAGAAAUAAUUACGAAUAUACAUCAUUUUUGUUGAAAGAAAAUGUUACAGAAAAGGAAAAAGAAGAAUUUUAUUUAUUAUAUAAUUAUAUGCCUAUAUACAGUGAAAUGAUUAAAAAAAAUAAUAUAAAAAAGGAAGAACAAAAAGGAAGAACGAAUUCUGAGAAAGAAGAUAAAUAUCAAAUUGAAAAAAAUGAAGAAAAAGAUAUUUUUAUAGAAAAUGUAUACAAUUUUUUACUUUUUAAAUUUUUAUUUUUAUUAUGUAAAUAUUUCAAACAAUGUGAUAUUUCAUCUCUUCUUAGUUUUUAUAUAAAUAACAAUCAAGAAAAUAAAAUGAUUAAGUCAAAUAAUGAAAAUAAUAUUGUACUAACAGAGUAUACAAAAGGAGAAAUAAGUAAAAUGAAACAUAUUUUUGAAAAUCGAAGUGAAAAAGAAAAUAAUGUAUCUGUAGAAAAUAUAAAAAAAAAAAAUUUUUUAUUAAAUAGUAUAAAUAAUAAAAUUAUUUACUAUUUGAAUAACCCUUUAUUUAUAUUUAGUGAAAAAUUACCAUCAUGGAUAUAUAAAAUAUUUUAUUUAUUUAAUUUUGUAGUAGAUAUUGAUAUUAGAUUAUUAUUUUUUGAAAUUAUUUAUUUUGGUAAUUAUAGAGGUUUUUAUAAUUAUAAGCAGAAAAUAAAAGAGUUAGUAGAAAAAUUUAAUGAGAAAGUGAACUUUGGAAAUAGGAUAUUAACAGAAGAACAUCUUUUGUCUGUAUGUUCUAAUUAUACAUACAAUUAUGAUAAGAAAAAAUUAUUCAAUUUUUUAUCAGAUAAUACCACGUUAACUUUACCUAGAACAAAAAUUAAAUUACAUAGAAAUAAAAUGAUUGAUUCCUCAUUUCGUAUUUUUAAUCAUUUACAUUUUAUUAAUUCUAAUUAUAUUACUCCAUCAUAUUUAGAUAUAGAAUUUUUUAAUGAAGAAGGCACAGGUAUAGGUCCAUCUUUAGAAUUUUAUAACGAAGUUAUAGAAGAAUUAAAAAAAGAGAAAUUAAAAUUAUUUAAAAUUGAAGAUGAUUAUCUUUUUCCUUUAUCAUAUAAAAUUAAUUUAGAUAAUUUUGAUUUUGAUUUAUUAAAGAAACCCAAAAGUUCUGAUUUAAUGGGAAUAAAUAAGUCUUAUAAUUCUUUUCAUUCUAAUUCUUAUCAAUCUUCAUCUUCGAAUAAAAGAAUUAAUGUUAUUAGUGAAGGAUCAAAUGCAAAUAAUUAUAGUUCUGUUAAUAAUCUUAUAAACCAUUUUCUUUUUUCAAUGAACUCAAAUGUUUUUCAAAAGAACACAAAAAAUUUAAAUAAAUAUGAUGAUAUAUCAGAAAUAGAAUUAUUAGAUACGAAAAUAAGAAAUAAAAAAAAUAAAAAAUUUUUUAAAAAUAUUUCUGAUAAUAGUAAAAAAAAUUCCAAAAAGUAUAAAAGUGGAAAAAGUUAUAAAAAAAAAUGUUCAUCUAAUAUGGAAAGUAAUCGAAAUAGUAAUGAUAAAAAAAAAAAAAAAGAAGUAAAUGAAGAAAAAAAUAAACAUGCACUAACACAUCUAGGAUCUAAAGGAACUAAACAAAAAGGAAAAGAUAACAAUAAUAUACAGAAAAAAGAAUCGUAUAAUAAAAAUCAUAAUAUAGCGUUAGAAAAAAGUAAUAUUUUUGAUUUAAAAGAACAAACAGAAUUAGAUGAAGAAUAUAUUAAUUCAGAUAAAAAUAAAAAGAAAAGAAUUAGACGUUAUGUAGAUGAAGAUACAAAAGAAAAAAAAAAUGAGGAAGAAAAUAAAAAAAAAAUCAUCAGCUCAGAUAAAAAACAUGAGAACAAAGAAAAAGGAAAAGUAGCAAUUGAUGAUAAUAAAGAAAAGGAAGGAGAAAAUGACAAAGUUGAAAUAGAUGAAGAAGAGGAAGAAGAAGAAGAAGAAGAAGAAGAAGAGGAAGAAGAAGAAGAGGAAGAAGAUGAAGAAGAAGAAAUUGACGAUUAUGAAGAAGAGGAAGAUGAAGAAGAAGAAGGAGAAGAAAUUGAUGAUUAUGAAGAAGAGGAAGAUGAAGAAGAAGAAGAAGAAAUUGAUGAUUAUGAAGAUGAGGAAGAAUACGAAGAUGAUGAUGAAACAGAUGAUCAUUUAGAAGAUGAAGAAAUAUAUGAUGAAAUAGAUUAUGAUAAUGAAGAUGAAAUUGAGGAAGAUAAUAGAGAAGAAAAUGAAUAUGAAGAAAUAGAAAAAGAAGAAGAAAAAGAAAAAAAUUGUGCAAAAAAAAAAAAGAAAAAUGAUAAAAGUAACCUACAGAAAUUAAGUGAAAUUAAAGAACCUUUAAUUAGCUCGUCAAAUAAUCCUUCCUUAGAAAAAAUUGCAGAUAUAUCAGAUAUAUCUAACAAACCAAAACGCAAAAACAGCAUAAAUUUAAAAGAAAAAAAUAGGAAAAAUUGUUGUAAGUUAUUAGAUAAAGGUAUGGACGCAAAAAGAAUAAAUGAAGACAUAGAUAAAAAGAAAAAAAUAGAGAAAAAAGAGAAGGAAAAAGAAAAAGAAGAAAAAGUAAAAGAUAAAGAGGAAAACAAAAAUAUCGAAAAAGAAAAGAUUAAGGAAGAAAUUAAAAUGAAAGAAAAUGAGGAAAUAAUAGAUAACGAAAAAAAAGAAAUAGAUGGAAAAGAAAAUAAAAAAGUUCAAAUAAAAAAAUAUAAAUUAUUUACAAAAGAUUUUGAAGAAAAUUUUUUGAAAGAAGAAAAUAAUUUGAAUCUAAAAAAGAAAAAUGAAACCAAGAAGAUUAAUUUAAAUAAUCAAAUUAAACUAAAUCAAUCUGUAACACAUAAUAUAAUUAACUCCCUUUUUAGUGAAAUAGAAAAUAAAACUGUAAACAAAAUUCUAGAAAAAGAAGAAGAUAAAUCUAUUGAUAAAAAAGAUAAUGAAAAUAAAAAUGAAAAUUCUAACAAAAAAAUAAAUGAAAAUGAUGAUAUGAAAACAAAUGAAAAUAUAAAUAAAAAGUCAAAUGAAAAAAAUAAGAAAAAGUCUGUAAAUAUAAAUCAAGAUACUAUAGAAAAUAGAUUAUUUAAAUAUUUCAAAUUAUUAGGUCAAUUAUGUGCUAAAAUAUUAACAGAUAAUAGAAAUGUUAAUAUUAAUUUACAUCCAUUAUUUUGGUAUAUGGUAAUGAAUAAUUCUGGAUAUAUUAACUUAUCGAAAUUUCAUCAUUAUCAAGCAAUUGAUAGAGUAAAUAUGAAUAGUAUAAAUAAAUUAUUAGAAUAUAGAAAAGAAAACAAAAAUAUAGAAGACUUGCAUUUAGAUUUUACUUUAUUAGGAAGUGAUCCACCUGUAGAAUUAAUACCUAAUGGCUCAAAUAUUUCAGUCAAUAAUGAAAAUUUAAAUAUGUUUAUUAAUAAAACCAUUGAAUAUUCUUUAUAUGAAGGAAUUAAAUUUCAAAUAUGGGCAUUUCGAUUUGGAUUUAGUACAAUUGCACCAUUAAUAUGUACAAAUAUUUUUGAUGAAGAAGAAAUUUGCGAUUAUUUAUUUGGAAGCAAUAUAGAAAAUGAUGCUUAUUGGACCAAAUCACACUUAUCUACAUAUAUUAAACCAGAUCAUGGUUAUACAAAUGAUUCUAUUACAUUUAUUACAUUAAUUGAAAUAUUAUCUGAAUUUAAUAAUGAAGAGAGACGAAUGUUUGUCAAAUUUUGCACUGGUACAUCUUCUCUACCGAACAACGGAUUUUCAGCUUUAAAACCUUUAAUGAAAGUAGUUAAAAAAGAAGAUAAUAAUGAUCUUCCUAGUGUUAUGACCUGCACGAAUUAUCUAAAAAUUCCUGAUUACAAAGAUAAAGAAAAAUUAAAAAAUAGAUUACUUUAUGCUAUUCGUGAAGGUCAAAAGAAUUUUUCAUUAUCUUAG